AAGAAAUUGUGGCAAGGGCUUGUGUUCUCUCGCAGCGAUCAUCAAGACGGAGAUAUACGGGAAAUCGAAGAUAACGAACGUUAAACGCCACAAGGUAAACCUCGAGAAAUUGCUCAUCAAAGAGAGAACACCCAUGUUCGUGCACACUUUUUCACAGUAAGAGUUGUUACAACUUGGAAUGCUCUCCCAGUCGAGGUGACCAUAGCCACCUCAGUCCGUAGCUUCAAGAAGAGACUUGAUGAACACGUACUCACAUACAGAUUUUCAUCCGCCCAACGGACUAGAACUAGUGCAUUUGAGUGGCUACACUAUCAUCGAUUGGACCCUACCAAAUACACAGAGCCGUACCGAAAGAAGAAUAAUCGAGCACAAAGAAAUCAAUUAGUUUAUGCUAGCUCGUGAGAAAGAUGUUUAAAAACUGGGUAUUGGACAUUAGGCGCGAACUUUUCGACUUUACCGGGGGUCGUCUUUAACUUAUUAAUCUACUGUAAUGGGGAAAUCUAGUGGUCCUGCUCCAAAAGUCAAUGGAAUUUCUCCAAACGAAGGAACCCCUGGGACAAAGCUGACUAUUCGAGGAGAAAAUUUGGGGAGCACUGCAAGUGACCUUCUACAUGUAUUCAUUGGUGGGAUAGAUGUUGGGAGAAGUGCCCAAUGGUUCUCGCCUAAGAAAAUUACUGCCAUCACACCACUGGGUGAAGGUGAACUUGAAAUUGUUGUGGUUACCGAUAGUGGAGGGUUCGGAACUGCCGCAGUCAUUUAUCAUCAAAAUAUGCUCCGUGUAGUCAGUCCACAAACUGUUGUAACUUAUUGGCCAGAAGACGAUCGACGUGUUGCUCCUACUAGUGGUAGUACUUCUGGAGGAUCGUCCGGAUCUACUGUAGCUGUUGGGUGUGUUCCUGGAGCUGAGCUUGAUCAUUCCACUGGCCUUCCAAUAUCAGAAUUGAGUCGAAUUAGUAUGCCACUCUCAGACUCUGCUUUGAGAGAAAUAUACCCAUGCUCAGGUUCAGUACAUUUGGCGGAUAAAGACUUUAAUCCAGUUAUGUUUCUGUUGAAAUUCUAUAAGAAUUCCAAUUUUAAUGAUUUAUUGGUUACAGUAAAAAAUUUUCGCCAAAGUAUGGGUCAAGAAGGUCCAAGUGAACCUGUCAAUGUUAUUAGAACAAAUUUAGUCUUAAUUUUUCGAUGUUUGGAUGGAAUGGAUGGUUUACGUUAUAAAUUGGACAGUGAGAAGAAAACUAUUGAAACACGCAACAGUAAUGAUUUACGUUUAGAAUCAAUCCUUUACGAUACUCGUACACUUGGUUACCGCUUAUUUGAAGAUAUUUUAAAACGCAGAGAUAGGGGUGAUUCGAUUAAAAAUGCUAUAUCUGUUAUGCAACGUUAUCAGUUCCUUUUCAAUCUGCCGCAUGCUAUUAGAACUAAUAUAUCCAAAGGUGAUUAUAAUUUGGUAUUAAAUGAUUACUUACGUGCAAAAUCAUUAUUCUCCAGUUCAGAUGCUGAGGUUCUACGCCGUAUUUAUAAUGAUGUCGAAACCGUAGUCGCUAAUUUCUCUGUUAUGCUUCGUAAUCAAUUAAUUUCUAUGCCAAUUGAUUGUGAUGAUGCAAGACAUAAAAUUGGAUAUCUAACACAAUUAGAGGUGGAUUAUGAUCCUGGUUGGUUAUGUUUGACAUACUUCAAAGAUUGGCUGAUCGAUCAACUACGUAAUUACCAACGUAUAUCUCAUCAAAAUAUGGUCGAGGGAAAUUCAGCGAGAAACAAGCAUUCUGAUGGUUCCAAUCCGAUUGUUAAUCUUCUCCUAAUGGAUAAUAAAUCGUCGGUAAUGAAUCCUGAUUCAUCUGUCUUGUUUGCUGAAGAAUUUUACGGUGUCCCACCGAUGGUUGGCAUGGUCAAAGCAGUAUGUCGUCUGCUUACUACACAUGUUACUCAAUUUUGGCGUUUGGGUACAGCUUAUAUAUCUGGGCAGUUGAAUUAUAACAAUCAAAAAUCUUAUGAAAAACUUGUUCACGCCUCGUCAACAAAUGAUCCGAAAACUGCAUGGCUGCAAAUCAAUUUGGAACUAGUACACGCUGUAUCAAACCAUAUGCGUGAUAUUGUUCUUGAAGCUUUCAGCAAUACAACUAAUGAAACUUUACUAACGGAUCAUUUAUUAGAGUGUAUAAGAGAAUACAGACAAUGUUGUAGUUCAUUGCCAUUGUCAGAGAUGUCAUCUGAAAUCUGUGAUAUAUUUGCUAAACUUGCUUAUGAUCUACGUAAGCUCGCUGUUCGUGGAAUAUUUCUUCGUGCUCAACUUAGUAUUGAAACAUUACAAAUUAAAGAAAGAUGGGAUGUGGAUUUAACUGAUGCUGAUGGUGGAAUCACAAAACUUCCUUUGUUAUAUGAAGAUAUUAUUGCUGACUCAUUCAUUCUCUGUGAAGAUCAAGUAUUUCCGAGAACAUCAAUAGAAAAACCACUUUUUGACUCUGCUGAACUUCAGGAACGUUUUCCAGAAUGGUCUGGAAUAGGAAUGAUUAGUUUUAUCGCAGUAUCACAACGUUUAGCUGAUCAAAUUGAACAUACUGUACAAAGGGCCUAUGAUCAAGAUGAAUCAUCUAGUGAAUAUCAACAGAAUUGGAUCGAUUCAGGUUUAAAUAAUUUAAAAAACUCUGAACAAAAUAUUAUUUCACAGGCUAGAGGAUUACUUUUACUUCUAAAUAAUAUUGAAUGGGUUGCAUGUCAUGCAAACUAUCGUCUGUUAAAUCUAUACAAGUCAUUGGGUUAUGUUUCAGUUACUCGAUUACAAGCUACUUUAGAUGAAGCAUGGGAUGAAGGUCGAAAGGAUAUUUGUUCAAGAUACGUGAAAUUACGUAGUGAAUGGUUAUGUCUACCGCUUCAAUCAUAUUUAAUAAAUCUUCUACCGUCGGAGAGAUACAUGAGUAUCAAAAAGAAAGAUGAUAUAAAUUUAAUAAGUGGCAUACAAAGUUCAGUGCAAGAGGUCCUAGCUAAUUUAUCACAUAUUUAUUCUGAGUUAAUUUUACUCAUUGGAUUGAAAUCUAUUCAAUCAUCGUCAUCCUCCUUUUCAUCCUCCUCUUCCUCCACUUCAUCAUCAAAUCGAAGUAAUUCUCUCAUUGAGACUAAUACCAAGAGGCCAAUUUGUUCAAUUAGCAUUCAAGAGAUUUUUCAUCAAAUUAUUCAAUAUUUUAUUCAAAAUAUUCAUGAUCGUUUAAUUGAAUAUGAUAUGUCGAAUUGGUCAAAAUUAGCUCAAUUACAAUUAACUCUGGAUUUGAAUACAAUUAAAUUAAUUUUACCGAGUUGUUUAUUUACAAAUGAGUCGAAUAAACUUUUAAAUAUGAUAUGCGCGCGUUACAAAAUUAAAUUUUCUCCAGUAUUCAGUUAUUUAGGAAGUGAUGAAUCAAAACAUUUAUCAAAAUUACUUGAAAAAGAAAAAAUCAAAAUGCGUUUAUUAAUUAAUGGUUUAUCUACACUUCAACCACCACGGCGGGAAUCAGUGGUUACAGGAUAAUUGAUUAUCCUCGUGUAUUUCCCACCCGACCUCCUCUCUCUCUCACACACACUCUCAAACACCAGAACUUCAUCUGGAUAUUGUUUUCACCUAUUUACUUUUGAUUGAUUUUCCAUUUACUUAAAGUGCUCUUUGUAUAAAUUUUUAUUCUGAUCUGUGAUUAAUUUUUUACCUGUGUAUUUGGCUAUUGUUCUAACUACAAUUUAAACUGUUUUUUAUUAGACAAAAACUUUCAAUAAAUUGAAGAAGUUUUAUAAACAGAGAUUAAUAUACUUC
This is a messenger RNA of Schistosoma turkestanicum, 3772 nucleotides long. The record is from the annotation of a GenBank genome assembly. NCBI's taxonomy places the organism in Eukaryota, Metazoa, Platyhelminthes, Trematoda, Strigeidida, Schistosomatidae.